UAUAGUUGUGAAAAUAAAUGCUGUGCAGAAUGCGAAAUGUAUGAAGGGUAAAUUUAAGCACGUUCUGGUAACAUUCCGUUAAUUUGACACUGACAGCUGUGACAGUUCGAAACCUUCAUGCACUCAGUUGACACAAAACGCAAUGACGUUCGGCUGAGAACGGUGGUCCGGUCGUGUGUUCGUGUAGUCUAGCGAAUUCAGUGAAUUUGUAUUUCCGAAUCCACCGGCGUUCAGCUCGUCACCGCGCGUUGCCAUGGCGGACGAGGAGAAUAACUGUGAUGAUGGUGGUGGUGAUCUGAAGUUAGGGCAGGCGUUCCGGCAGCGGGGCCGAAAGGGUGCCCUGAAAAAGAAGAAUGUUUAUUUCGUGAAGGAUCACAAGUUCAUGCCGAGGUUCUUCAAGCAGCCGACGUUUUGCUCGCACUGCAAGGAUUUUAUAUGGGGUUUCGGCAAACAAGGCUUCCAGUGUCAAGUAUGCAGCUUCGUGGUCCACAAGAGAUGUCACGAGUAUGUCACGUUCACGUGCCCAGGCGCAGACAAAGGGGCGGAUUCCGACGACACGCGUACGCGGCACAACUUCCGCGUCCACACAUACGCGUCACCAACAUUCUGCGACCAUUGCGGGUCGCUUCUCUACGGACUGAUUCAUCAGGGGCUCAAGUGCCAAGCAUGCGACAUGAACGUGCACAAGCGGUGCGAAGAGUCGGUGCCGAACCUCUGCGGCUGCGACCACACAGAGCGACGCGGACGCAUACAGCUCACCGUCACUGCCACGGGCAACAAGCUCACUGUCGAAGUAAAGCAAGGCCGCAACCUGAUCCCGAUGGACCCGAACGGUCUUUCCGACCCCUACGUGAAGAUGAAGCUGAUCCCCGACUCCGACAACGUCAAGAAAAAAACCAAGACCAUCCGGAGCACUCUCAACCCUGUUUGGAACGAGACCCUUACCUUCGAUCUGAAACCUGAGGAUAAGGAUCGCAGGCUUCUUAUUGAGGCAUGGGAUUGGGACCGCACAUCUCGCAACGAUUUCAUGGGCUCCCUAUCCUUCGGGAUCUCAGAGCUGAUGAAAGCGCCCGCCGACGGCUGGUUUAAGUUCCUCACUCAAGAAGAAGGCGAGUUCUACAACGUGCCAGUACCCGAGGAAGGGGCUGACCUGGCUCAGCUGAAGACUCAGAUGAGAGCGACCACUGUGGGGGCUAGACGGGCCCCCCCACCGCCAGAUAGGGAGGUCCCACAUAACAUGGCGGCCUCCGAUGUUAUCCGAGCAUCCGAUUUUAACUUCAUCAUGGUGCUUGGCAAAGGAUCGUUCGGAAAGGUAAUGUUAGCCGAGCGCCGCGGCACAGACGAGCUUUACGCCAUCAAGAUCCUAAAGAAAGACAUUAUCAUUCAAGACGACGAUGUCGAGUGUACGAUGGUGGAAAAGAGGGUCCUCGCUCUUAGCAGCAAGCCACCUUUCCUUGUGCAGCUGCAUUCCUGCUUCCAAACUAUGGAUCGCCUAUACUUUGUGAUGGAGUACGUGAAUGGUGGAGAUCUGAUGUUCCAGAUCCAACAGUGUGGGAAGUUCAAGGAACCUGUUGCUGUGUUCUACGCAGCGGAGAUAGCUAUCGGACUCUUCUUUUUGCAUUCUCGAGGCAUCGUCUACCGAGACUUGAAGCUAGACAACGUGCUUUUAGAUCAAGAUGGUCACAUCAAGAUUGCUGAUUUCGGGAUGUGCAAGGAAGGGAUCAACGGCGACAAAACCACCAAGACCUUCUGCGGCACCCCCGACUACAUCGCGCCAGAGAUCAUCCUGUACCAGCCAUACGGCAAGUCCGUGGACUGGUGGGCGUACGGCGUACUGCUGUACGAGAUGUUGGUCGGACAGCCGCCGUUCGACGGAGAAGAUGAGGAGGAACUAUUCGCUGCCAUCACUGAUAACAGUGUGUCCUACCCUAAGACACUCAGCAAGGAAGCCAAAGACGCAUGCAAGACUUUCCUAAUGAAGAAUCCUCAGAAGCGUCUCGGCUGCGGCCUUAAGGGUGAAGAAGACGUCCGCACGCAUCCCUUCUUCCGCCGUAUAGACUGGGCACGCAUAGAAGCGCGCGACGUUCAGCCGCCUUUCAAGCCUAAGAUCAAACAUCGCAAAGACGUGUCCAACUUCGACAAGCAGUUCACCACGGAGAAGACCGAGCUGACGCCAACAGACAAGCUGUUCAUGAUGAACCUCGACCAGACGGAGUUCAUGGGCUUCUCCUUCCUCAACCCCGAGUAUGUGCAGCACGUCUGAACACAGGGGUGAUCUUAUCGACGCUGGCGCGGAAUCGGCAUCGGUUUCUGAACGUGAGCUCUCUCUCUGUCGCUCUCACGGCGCCUGCCGUUCGCUAUCUCACUUCGACUAUGAACUGUUCCGUUCGAAAACUAAGAUCUGUAAUUUGUAUUUGUUUAUAUUUUGACGGAGUCGUAACUUGGAAUUUUUAGAAACACCAUUUUUUCGUAGGUGUAAUUAUAAGAUGUAAUUUAAUUGCUCAUUUUAUACCUAAAACGUUUAUUUACCCAUCCAUUAAGACAUGACAAAAGUAUAUAACCUAUUUAUUUUAAUUACUAUUUCUUCAGUGCAAUAAUUUUAUUAUCUCAACGAAUUUCAAGAAAGCAAUACCUAUUAAUCGGAAUAUUUCUUAUAUUUACAAAUAACAUAAUUUACUUAAUUUUCUUGCUUCUGUCAGUUUUAAAUGACAUCACAAAACUAAAAGAAAUUGUAGAAAUAAAAAAUUGGCAACAUUGUGGUGCCAUCCCGGUUCAAAACAGUGUAGUGUUGCCGCAUUUUGUUUUUUUUACCUUGCGCAUUUUUUGACUUAACAUCAAAUCAUGUUUAUAUUUAUUUUUACGCUGAAUAUCGUAUCUUGGGGCCACUUGGUAUUAAUAAAUGUUAGUGACUCGUUUGAUGCCAUUUGUCAAUAAGUUAUCGAUCUAAUCUUAGGUUAAUAGGCAUCAUAUUAGGUUGGUAAUUAUGACAGAUGGUGUCAACUCUAACGCAUCUCACAUUGUCAUAACAUAUCAGUGUUAAUUGUAAAAAUAUAAAUAAUUCAGUGUCGUGUCUAGUGGGUGGUAUUACUUGAUAAGUCGUUCAAAAUAUUGUUUUCCUUUAUUAAAUGAUUGUAUUAUUGAAGCUCACUGUAUUCGAAUCUCAGGAGUUCUAAGGCCACUUUUAAUCAAUUUUGUUUUCUAUUAUUCAUGUUGAAAUCAAUUGUUUUAUAGAGCUUAAUUCUAAGGCCACUUUUGUACGUAGAUUUAUUUUAUUUAUGGUUAUCGAGAGCCAUAAAAUCAUUUUGAAUCGGCUGUAUUAAGUUUACAUUGUCUAUGGUUUGUUGAAUUGUUUUACGAGCAUUUUUAGCCAUUAACGGUCUGUACUGGCCAUAUAAACAUCGGCGAGUAUUAUGAAAAAAAAAGUAUAAUUAAAAGCGUCCACACACGUUCUUAUUACACAACCACGACCUUGGUGCGGUCUGUAACAUGUCCGAUCGUGGUUGUAGUUUACCGUACCCAUAAAUAUUUUUCUCGCUAUGUGCCUCUCGCUCUAGCACAUGGAUAAAGAUAGACAUUAGAUUUCUUGACUUCAAACAGCCAGUACAAACAGUUUAUAUAC
Leguminivora glycinivorella is the source of this 3619-nucleotide messenger RNA. RefSeq names its product protein kinase C, brain isozyme (gene Pkc53E). Gene Ontology annotation, molecular function: diacylglycerol-dependent serine/threonine kinase activity; ATP binding; zinc ion binding. The transcript is spliced from 14 exons. The coding region runs from base 254 to 2263 and encodes 669 amino acids. NCBI's taxonomy places the organism in Eukaryota, Metazoa, Arthropoda, Insecta, Lepidoptera, Tortricidae. The record is from RefSeq and is a predicted model, not a curated record. Gene Ontology annotation, biological process: protein phosphorylation.